AUGAUUCAACCAGUCAUGAUCCCAAUCCCGCAAACCCCCUUCCGCACCCACAUGCCACAACAGAUUUCCCCAAUGAUUCAACGAGUGCCAGAACAAAUGCAAAUGCGACCACCAGUACGCCCUCCCAUGUACCAGAUGGAAAACAUUAGGCCACCAAUGCCACAUGUAAUUCAACAACAGUUACCACCCAUGUUCCAACAGCAACAGCAAGUUCCACCUAUGUUGCAACAGCAAGUCCCUCUCAUGAUUCAGCAGCAACUACCCAGACGAGAACAACAGUAUCCACGAGUACAUAUGCAAAUUCAGGUGCAACCACAGAUGCCCAUCCAAUCGCAAGGACCGCAGAUUCAACAGAAUGAAUUACCCCCAAACCCCAUUUUGCAUCACAUUGUGCAACAAAUCAUCGCUCAGAAAAUCAUUGAGAGUCAGAAAUUGCGAGAAGAGCAGAUGAAGGAAGAGCAGGCACAGGUACAACAACAGCAACAAGAAGAGCGACAACCGCAGGUUGAGAUGGAAGAGGAACGUCCACAUCGGUUCGAAGUUACUCCUCAGGUCCCUCAAGUACCUUCACAAAAUCUAAUAGGUCAGAGNUAUACUAUCACAGAAGUUCAUGUGUGA
This is a messenger RNA of Leptinotarsa decemlineata (Colorado potato beetle), 618 nucleotides long. Its product is annotated as putative mediator of RNA polymerase II transcription subunit 12. NCBI's taxonomy places the organism in Eukaryota, Metazoa, Arthropoda, Insecta, Coleoptera, Chrysomelidae. The record is from RefSeq and is a predicted model, not a curated record.